AGCCCUCUAUGAACAAACAUUUAAAAUUAUUCGAUAUCUCUUUUUAGUGGGAAACGUAAAGGAACACAACAUGGGUAAAAUUAUGAAACCAGGUAAAGUCGUAUUAGUCCUUGGGGGCAGAUACGCGGGAAGAAAGGCCAUAGUAGUAAAAACCUAUGACGAAGGCACAGGAGACAAACCCUAUGGGCAUGCCUUAGUGGCAGGCAUCGAUAGGUAUCCCAGAAAAAUCCAUAAGCGUAUGGGAAAGGCCAAAAUGCAUAAGAGAUCAAAAAUCAAGCCUUUUGUCAAAACCCUUAAUUACAAUCAUCUUAUGCCCACCCGUUAUUCAGUGACUGACCUGACAGACCUAAAAGCGGCUCCAAAAGAUCUCAAAGAUCCCAUGAAACGGAAAAAGAUCCGCUUCCAGACCCGCGUUAAAUUUGAAGAAAGGUACAAGCAGGGUAAGAACAAAUGGUUCUUCCAAAAAUUAAGGUUUUGAGUUAAGUUUUGCUGGGCUAAGAGAUAUUUUUGUUUAAUUUAAUAAACUUGGAACUGCUA
Molecule: messenger RNA, 537 nt
Organism: Cylas formicarius (sweet potato weevil)
Lineage: Eukaryota; Metazoa; Arthropoda; Insecta; Coleoptera; Brentidae
Gene: RpL27
Product: large ribosomal subunit protein eL27
Exons: 3
Coding region: 71-478 (135 amino acids)
Biological process (GO): translation
Cellular component (GO): ribosome; cytosolic large ribosomal subunit
Molecular function (GO): structural constituent of ribosome
Source: RefSeq, a predicted model, not a curated record